This is a messenger RNA of Musa acuminata subsp. malaccensis (wild Malaysian banana), 2732 nucleotides long. The record is from RefSeq and is a predicted model, not a curated record. NCBI's taxonomy places the organism in Eukaryota, Viridiplantae, Streptophyta, Magnoliopsida, Zingiberales, Musaceae.
GAGAAAUAGUAGUCAAAGACUCAAAUAAAUGCAGAGCAAACCUGAAAUCAUGGCAGACCCUACAGUUAAAAGUGGUAUACUAUCAUUGGUACCUGAGAGCAAGAUUGCCUACUAUUUGCUCUUCUUCCUCUCGAAGGUUGGAUCAAACAGAGGCCAAGAACUUCGAGACGGGGAAGAGGAAGACAAGGCGAGCAUAAUGUACUGUCGCAGGAACCCGGAGCAGAUGGAAGUUGAUGCAGGAUGUCCACUGGUGGCGGUGGCCAUUGACAAGGACAAAGGAAGCCAGAACGCUCUGAAAUGGGCAGUGGACAACCUUCUCGCCAGGGGCCAGACCCUCACCCUCAUCCAUGUCAAGCUCACCAGCCAACCAUCUGCCAACCUAGAUGAUGAUGGUGGCUUCAAAGAGCCGACGGACCAUCAAUCGAAGGAGCUCUUUCUUCCGUUUCGCUGCUUCUGCACACGUAAAGACGUGCGCUGCAAGGAUGUGCUGCUGGAAGAUGUCGAUGCAGCCAAGGCCAUAAUCGAAUUUGUUUCCCAUGCUGCCAUAGAGAAGUUGGUGGUCGGUGCCUCAUCGAAGGGUGGAUUCGUCAGGCGAUUCAAGAAUCAUGAUGUCUCCGCCAGUGUCACCAAGGGGGUACCUGAUUUCUGCACCGUCUACGUGAUCGGCAAAGGGAAGGUUUCCGCCAUGCGGAAUGCGGUGCGUCCAGCGCCGGCCGUUUCUCCUCUUCGUGCUCAGAUCCAGAGCGAAGCCAGCCUCAAGUCUGAUGCCCUUCCCCCUCGCUUCUUGCUCGGUCCCAAUGGGCCAGGCGAGGUGGCACUGGAGACACACAGCAUGAAGCAUGACGAUUCCGUCAAGUCGCCGUAUGCCAGGGGAAUGCGCGCUUCCACCAUCGCAGAUCUCUCGUUGUCCGACACCGACAUCUCCUUCGUGAGCUCCGGAAGGCCGAGCAUCGACCAAGCUUUCCCGCCGAGAUUAUCCAAUGGAUCAGACGGCCUCGACCGCAGCUUCGAGAUGGCGCUUACGCCCAACAACAGGUCGGCCGACUCGUACUCCACCGGGAACGAGUUCUCCUCGUUCUCACAGGGCAGCACUGGAACCUCGUGGUCAUCACAAACCAUGGAGGACGUAGAAGAUGAGAUGAAGAAGCUGAGGCUGGAGCUCAAGCACACCAUGGACAUGUACAACAACGCCUGCAAAGAAGCACUCUCAGCCAAACAAAAGGCGAUGGAGCUCCAGCGAUGGAAAGUGGACGAGCAGAAGAGGCUGUACGAAGCUCAAAUGGCAGAGGAAGCUGCCGUGGCUUCGGUGGAGAAGGAGAAGGCGAGACGCAGAGUGGCAAUGGACACAGCUCGAGCCGAGAACAGGAUAGCAGAGUUAGAAUCACAGAAGAGGGUAGAUGCAGAGAUGAUGGCAAUUAAAGAUGCCCACGAGAACAACAGACCUUUAGAUUCCGCACCUCGUGCGGACGUGAGGUACAGGAAGUACACCAUUGAGGAUAUCGAAAUUGCCACGGAAUACUUCGCAGAGCAUCGUAAGAUCGGAGAGGGUGGCUAUGGCCCGGUCUACAAAUGCCAUCUGGAUCACACGGCGGUGGCCGUCAAAGUUCUGCGCCCGGAUGCAGCUCAAGGGAGGUCGCAGUUUCAACAAGAGGUUGAGGUGCUGAGCUGCAUCAGGCACCCGAACAUGGUGCUGCUCCUGGGUGCCUGCCCGGAGUACGGCUGUAUCGUGUACGAAUACAUGGCCAACGGGAGCUUGGACGACAGACUUUUCCGGCGAGGCAACUCGCCGGUGAUCCCAUGGCAGCACAGGUUCCGCAUCGCUUGUGAGAUCGCCACCGGACUCCUCUUCCUGCACCGGAUGAAGCCGGAGCCACUGGUGCACCGCGACCUCAAGCCCGGGAACAUCCUCCUCGACAGGAACUACGUGAGCAAGAUCGGCGACGUCGGCCUCGCCCGGUUGGUCCCCCCGUCGGUGGCGGACAGCGUCACGCAGUACCGGAUCACCUCCACGGCCGGAACCUUCUGCUACAUCGAUCCCGAGUACCAGCAGACGGGCAUGCUGGGGGUGAAGUCCGACAUAUACUCGCUCGGGGUUCUGCUGCUGCAGAUCAUCACGGCGAAGCCUCCGAUGGGGCUAACGCACCUCGUGAGCCGCGCAAUCGAGCAGGGAACAUUCGCCGAAGUGUUGGAUCCUGCGGAGUCGGACUGGCCGGUGGAGGCUGCUCAGCGGCUUGCUGAGAAGGCACUCAAGUGCACAGAGCUGAGAAGGAAGGAUCGACCAGAUCUCGAAAAGGUUGUGUUGCCAGAGCUGCAGUGGCUAAGUGCUCUCGGAGAAGAUAGCUUGGCGAACUGCACGCAGCGAUACAGUACUCAGAGCUCGCCCUUCAACAGUCAAGCUUCCAUGCAGGAAUUUAUGAGUGAUCCACUGCUGACACAAAAUGGAUUUGCUAUCCACUCAAGUGAAUCAUCAGCCACAGGAAGAAAAUCCAGUGUGCUGUGAGAAUAAGGUGACAGUAUAACUUAUCUGAAACUUGCCUUACUACAUUAAUUAGUAUGACUGCUAGUUCAGCAAACUUGUUUGAUUUAAUUUUUGUUUGUGCAGGCACCUUUAUGAUCAAGCUGCUAAAGCUGGCCUCAUAGCUAAAGACAGUUUCCAAUAGUGGCAUCAGCAUGUUCAAUGCAGUAGCCACAAACAAUAAAGACUAGAGUUCUUCAUCCAACAUACCUCUGUU